This is a messenger RNA of Chelonoidis abingdonii (Abingdon island giant tortoise), 2099 nucleotides long. It is a transcript of the gene TENT5C, whose product is annotated as terminal nucleotidyltransferase 5C. The record is from RefSeq and is a predicted model, not a curated record. Gene Ontology annotation, biological process: mRNA stabilization. NCBI's taxonomy places the organism in Eukaryota, Metazoa, Chordata, Testudines, Testudinidae. Gene Ontology annotation, molecular function: poly(A) RNA polymerase activity; RNA binding.
CAACCAGCCGGAGUGACAGACUUGAGUGGCGGUUGUACAGGCGCGUGUCGCCGAGUGAGCAGUUUCUUUGGAGAAGAUCAAACUCUAAAAUGGCAGGCAAUGGAAAUAAUACUGAUUGCAUGUCAUGCAGUGUACUGAGCUGGGAGCAGGUCAGCCGUCUGCAUGAGGUUCUGACAGAAGUGGUUCCAAUCCAUGGACGGGGCAACUUUCCAACACUGAAAAUAACCCUGAAGGACAUUGUUCAGACCGUUCGCAACAGACUGGAUGAGGCAGGCAUCCAAGUACAUGAUGUCCGGCUGAAUGGCUCUGCAGCUGGUCAUGUCUUGGUCAAGGAUAAUGGACUGGGUUGCAAAGAUCUGGACCUAAUUUUUCAAGUGUCCCUGCCAACUGAGGCUGAGUUUCAGCUCGUCCGAGAUGUGGUGUUGCGGUCCCUCUUAAACUUCUUGCCAGAGGGGGUGAGCAAACUAAAAAUCAGUGCAAUGACUUUGAAGGAAGCCUACAUCCAGAAGCUAGUGAAAGUGUGCACAGAGACGGACCGAUGGAGCUUAAUAUCCCUCUCCAACAAACAUGGCAGGAAUGUAGAGCUGAAGUUUGUAGAUCGCAUACGACGACAGUUUGAGUUCAGUGUGGACUCUUUCCAAAUCAUACUAGAUGCCUUGCUUUUCUACUAUGACUGCUCAGAAAAUCCCAUGUCAGAGCACUUCCAUCCAACUGUAAUUGGAGAGAGCAUGUAUGGAGACUUUGAGGCAGCCUUCGAUCACCUCCGAAACAGACUGAUAGCUACCAAGAAUCCUGAGGAGAUCCGAGGUGGUGGGCUCCUGAAGUACAGCAACCUCUUAGUGCGGGAUUUCCGGCCCAUGGACAAGGAGGAGAUUAAAACUCUAGAGCGCUACAUGUGCUCCCGGUUCUUCAUAGACUUCCCUGACAUCCUGGAUCAGCAGCGCAAACUAGAGACUUACCUCCAGAACCACUUCUCCAAAGAGGAGAGAAGCAAAUAUGACUAUCUCAUGAUCCUGCGCAGGGUGGUAAAUGAGAGCACAGUGUGCCUCAUGGGACAUGAGCGGAGACAGACUCUCAACCUGAUCUCGCUGCUAGCACUUAGAGUGUUGGCAGAACAAAACAUCAUACCUAAUGCCACUAAUGUUACCUGUUACUAUCAGCCAGCACCCUAUGUCAGUGAUGGGAACUUCAGCAACUACUAUAUUGCAAACUCUCCCAUCCCCUAUAGCCAGUCUUAUCCCACUUGGUUGCCUUGUAACUAAUCUCUAACUUGAGUAUUUCUUAAAUGGGAUCUUGUGUGUGGUAGGAACCAUUAAUCAGCCAGACGUUUUCUAAAGGGAAUCUGUGGCUUACCUCUGGCUCUGCUGUUUUCCUGGUGUGCAGUGUGAUCACAUCACUAGGCACCUGGUAUUUAAAAAAAAAAAAAAAGCUUUUUGGGACCCUCUGUAGAAAAGCCACAAGAAGCCUUAUUGCCAUUAUUUUGUUAGGGGAAGGGAUCCUAUGGCCUCAUGUUUGUAAUUACCAUAGUUAGUUGUACAUUUUUGAAGACAUGGCUGUUGCACAUUUGAUUUAGGUACUGUAAUACAGCUGCUUAUUAUCUGAGAAGAAACUGUGCAAGAAUAACUUGUACAGAACCAAAGACAUUCUGUCCUAGAGCAGCAACAAGAUCAUUCUGUGUGUUCCUUAUUGCCUCCCCUGCUCACUUUGCACUCCCUCAAUCUCAAGUCCUGGUCGGUUUUUCCAUUGGACUGCUCUUGUAUAAGCUGUUCCCCCUAACAGCUCAUGCUGUGCCUGAGCAUCUUGUACUUUCUGACUUUACAGAAUGGGUCACUGUAGGGACACUACCGUCUUUCAUGGAGGGGCUCCAGAAUUUAUUGGUUCUUGCAGUAGCUCUGUAUUGCUUUUCUAGAAGAGUUGAAAAUUGAUUUAUUGAAGUUUGACAGUGGGGCUGGUUGAAAUCCUCUCUCUUGGGUGCCAAGUUUCAGAAGAGACUUUCUCAGUCAGAUGACAAAUUCCCCAGAAUGUGAACUCAUAUGUACUAAAGACUGAAGCCCUUAACACAAUUAAAGCGUAAAAAACAAUUACAAGUAUUGAAACAA